ACUCGAUAUAUACACUGCAAAACGAAAGUAAACGUUGACAAGUAUCUUGAAAAAGUCGUACGUUUUGUUCUCCAGACUUAUAAUAAAACAGAAAUUGAAGAAUGGCAACCAGAUCAGAUGAAUUUUGUAACUUGUGUAAAGUAUCUUUCACAUCUGCCAAACAUGCAAAUGACCAUUAUGAAGGUAGGAUGCAUAAGAAUUCAUUGAUUGGUGAAAGUGAACUAUUUUGUGAUUUGUGUAAAAUCAGAUGCAGUUGUCUUGAGAGCAUGAAUGAUCACUUGGAAGGAAAAUCUCACAAAAGAAAGGAACAAGAAGCCAUGCCAUCUUCAGUAUUGGAUGAUGAAAAUGUCAUUAAAGAUGAAAGUGGUGACGGUUUUUAUUGCAAGUUAUGUGACAUUAAAUGUUGUGGAAUAGAAAAUAUUAAAGUUCAUUUACAAGGAAAAGCACAUAAAAAGAAAGAAAUGCAAGUUAAUGUUGAAUCAUCAGAAGGCAAUAUAUCACAAAAGGAGAAGUCCGAUAGAAGUUUGUUGUAUUGUGAUAUUUGUCAAGUCAAUAUUAGUGGGAGUGAUAAUAUGAAAAUACAUAUAGAAGGUAAAGCUCACAAGAAAAAACAACAACUUCAGCAGUCUAAUAGUCAUGGAGAUGAAAAGAAUAACACAAAUAAUGAUGGUAACAUUGAGGGCAAUAAUGGAGAAAAUGAUGACUCAAUAUACUAUGAUGCACAGCCAACCUUUGACCUGGAGCACAAAACUGCUGAAAAUGAUUUGAGUGGCCAAUUAGAAGAAAAGGAUGAACACAAUAUCAGUAGUGAUAGGAGUAAUUCGAGUGACGAGGACAAUGUCAGACAGGAAUUAGAUCAGACUUUUGUUAAGAGUAUCCUUGAGUCUUUUGAAGGAGGAAAAUAUUCCAAAAAUAUUGACCACAAAGAUAAUUUAAGCUUACCUUUGAACAAAGCAGUAAACAAAGAUUUCAAAUCUUUAAAUUCCUCGAGUAAUUACUCAAAUGAAAAUCAGAUUGAAGGCAAAAAUGUUGAUACUAUAUUUCAAAAGAAAAAUAAUUAUGAAAUAACACAUGAUAAUGGAUAUUCACUGAAUGUUUCUAUGACAACUAAAAAUACAAUGGAAACAAACACUAGUACCAAGUCAAUAGAAAGUAAAGCAUUUACCCCAAAUGUGUCAACUAAAAAGGAUAAUUCAAAAGGUUCCCAAAACACAAGGUCUACAACAACAGUCAGAAUGCCUAAACGUCAACAAAAUUACCACUGUAUCAUAUGUAACCAGUUGAUGAACACUGAGAAAGCGUACAAUGAUCAUUUACAAGGGAAGAAUCAUGGGAGGAAGUUAUUGGCCCCUGACAGAGAUCUACCAGAAACUGUCUUCAUAGAAAUAGAUGUAACUGAUGUAAAGACCAAAACCAGACCCAGGAAGUAUCAAGAAGAACUGUUUGGGAAAGCGAUGAGGAAAGACACCAUUUGUUUUCUUCCUACAGGUACUGGUAAAACAUUGAUAGGUUGUAUGGUAAUGAGUACAAUGUUAGAGCAGAAUCCUACCAGACAAGUUAUCUUCCUUGUGGAGAGAGGUCUACUGGUUCUACAGCAGUUUCAGUAUAUCAAAAGAGAGCUUGGGGGUACAUUAUUUACCAGAUUUGGACUGCAGGAUCUCUACACAACAGAGAAAAGAAAGUUAUUGAUUGCAGGACUGUGUUCAGGUUCUCAGAGCUCUAGAGGUGUACCUUUGUGGAAACAUGAUGUUAUUGUAGUCACAGCAGCAUACUAUGAGAAUUUGUUACAGAAGAAGUUACUCCGAUGGAAAGACACAUCUUUGGUAGUAUUUGAUGAAGCCCAUCACUGUGUAAAAAGUCAUCCUUACAAUAGAUUGUCAUACUUUGAACAUAAAGAAUGUCCUACUGAAGACCAACCAAAACUAUUGGGCCUCACGGCUUCCCCUGCAGGCAAAUCAACUGUUGAACAAACUGUCAAAAUGCUAAAUGAAUUAACAAUUAAUGUAGGUGGUGUGUCCAUUGAAAUAGUUGAGGAAAAUGAGUGUGAACUAAACACAUAUAGAUCUAAUGCUGAGAUUGAUAUUCAGACUGUUUCACUGAAUUCACAGGAAGAGAGGUUUAAAUCAGAACUCCAGGUUUACAUAUUGCAUUGCUACAAGAAAAUGGCUGAUGUAACAAAUCUUUUAGAGCAUUCAGAUUCAGAGGAGUUAAAAUUGGUGAAUAAAAAUGAUGAAGAGUUAAGACAACUUGCAGAUGAAAAACUAGAUGGAAAGAUGCUCAACUAUUUGAAGCUAACAAUAGGAUUGUCUGAACCAUGUGUUAGUGCAAGUCCUCAAGAGAAAGAGCUAGCCACAAAUUUGAUAAAGCAUUCUCACUAUAUUUGUGUUACCUUAGACAUUUUAUUACAGUUUGGAAUGGUAGCUGCUGUGGAAGAAUUAAAAGAAUUAAUGGGUCUGGAUAAAGAGACAAGUUUUGAAUUUGCCAGAAGACUAGAGUUGCCAUGUUCCAAUAUCAUGGAAAUGGUUUCCAGAAUUAUGUGUGAUGAAAACCAACACGGUCAGAAAGAUGAUGGGAAAUUUUCAAAACUGGUUGACCUUUUAAUCAACCCAGAGACAAUGUCAUUGCUUAAAGAUGACAAAUCUCUCAUACUUAUUCUCGUGAAAGAGAGAGGGUCUGCAUUUAAAAUGAAUGAGCUUCUACAAGACAAAAUUUUGAGUGUUUGCAAAGGAGGUGUAUCUGCAUUGGUUGGACACGGAACAACAAGUGGUAAAGAACCAGGCAUGAAAGUCUCUCAUCAGAAAGUCAUACUGGAUAACAUUCGACAGCAUAAGUAUAACAUUGUGGUAGCAACUUCAGUGGCAGAAGAAGGAAUAGACAUACCUGAAUGUGAGCUAGUCAUAACAUUAAACCCUCCAUCAAACGUAACAGCAUUAGUACAGAUGAGGGGUCGAGCUAGGAAAAACCAGAGCAAGUUCAUUGUCGUCUGUAAUGAUACAAAGGAACGGGAGGACAUGGAAGAUUUACUGAAGCGUGAACAGAAUAUGAUGGAAGCAGUCAAACAAUUAUCACAAUCUGGAGACACGCAAUAUGCAUGAUGACUUUGUUGUACAAACAAGUUGUUUAAUCUGCUUUUUAAGUUUUAAGUUGUUUCUUACUAUAAAUAAUCAUAAGUUGUUCAUUUCCUUAAAUGUCAUAUGCCAAGGUUAAAGUAUUAGUUAUUGGUUGUUGGUGUUCAGUAUUAUUAUAUUUUUAGGGAUCCUGUCAUAUAGGUUUGGCCAUUCAUCUGGCCAUUAAUUUAUGAUACUUUUAAUUUUGUUUUAAAAAUGAUAAAGGGUGUAUGAUUAAACUGUUUUGAAAUUAUUAUGCAAUAUCAAAGAUUAUGAAAUUCAUAUUUAAUAUGGAUUGGCAUGUCUCAAAGUAACAUUUUAAAAGUAGCAGUCAUUUUGAUAAGAGAAUUUAAACUGCUUUUUGGAACCCAUUUUCAUAAGAUCAUUAAAACAGGAAGAUAUGUGAUUUAAAUUCAUUUAUUGCUAAAUUUUUCUAAUUCUCAUUGAAACAAAAAAAUAGUAUAGAUCUUAAUUUAGAUUAUCAAAAUUCAUCUGCUGUGAUUGUAUAUAAGAUUGUCAAGUAGUUCUUUAAAUCAAGGUUGUACAUUUUAUACUUUAAAUGACUAUCACAUUUAUAUUUAUAAAGUAACACCUAAUUGAUUACCAGUAUUUUUGUUAUUUGGUUAGAAGACAUGAUUUAUUUAUAAAUUAAAGGAGAAAUGAUUGUACUUUAAUGGGCUGCACACACAAUUGUACAGUGCAUCUUUAGUCCUCAAUUUGCAUGAAAUAUGUUCAACUUGAUAUAAAGCAAAGGGCAAUGGAUUAUUCUUUGAUUAAAAAUAAACGAUACGAAUGAGCAUUAUAACACAGGAGAUAGGAAUUAGAAUAUCAUGUAAUAGGUUCCUUUAUUCUAUUAUAAAACUAGGUUAAAUCCACCACUUUCUACGUAAGGAAAUACCUAUACCAAGUCAGGAAUAUGACAGUUGUUUUCUAUUUGUAAGAUGUGUUUGAGCUUUUGAUUUUGCCAUUAGAUAAGGAACUUUCCAUUUUAAAUUAUCCUUGGAGUUCGGUAUUUUUGUUAUUUUACUUUUUCCUCAUAGAUUAUUCUUAAAUAUACUUGCAACUUUUUUAAGUUAGUUAUUUUUAUUUGAACAUAAGCAAUUUGAUGCUAACUCCUAAAGUUUCAUCCCAAAAUAGUAAUGUUGUAUUGGUUGUAUUUGAGACCACUAUAAAACAUGUGUUAUAGUAGUCUGAGGUUGUAUUUUGUUGUUAAAACUGUUUUGUUUUUGUAUUGCUUCUUCAAUAAUUUAUUAAAUGAGUCCUACAAUUUUGUUAA
Messenger RNA from Mytilus californianus (California mussel), 4383 nucleotides. Its product is annotated as antiviral innate immune response receptor RIG-I-like. NCBI's taxonomy places the organism in Eukaryota, Metazoa, Mollusca, Bivalvia, Mytilida, Mytilidae. Gene Ontology annotation, molecular function: zinc ion binding; DNA binding; hydrolase activity. Gene Ontology annotation, cellular component: cytoplasm. The record is from RefSeq and is a predicted model, not a curated record. The transcript is spliced from 5 exons. The coding region runs from base 102 to 3095 and encodes 997 amino acids.